Messenger RNA from Letharia lupina, 960 nucleotides. RefSeq lists its product as uncharacterized. The transcript has 2 exons. The record is from RefSeq and is a predicted model, not a curated record. Lineage: Eukaryota; Fungi; Ascomycota; Lecanoromycetes; Lecanorales; Parmeliaceae. The coding region runs from base 1 to 960 and encodes 319 amino acids.
AUGGCGUGGGUACCUGCACACGAAGGGUACAAAGAGCACGUAAUGUACCAACCUAGGAGAUGGUACAACGGCUUUCAUGAAGGACCGGACCAGCGAUCGGAGAUUGGUCCGGGGAACCCGUUGGUUCAUUUCCCUGGGGUUGAACAGAAGUUCAAUGCAAUGGCUCGCUACCUGGACAAGGUUGAAACCCUAGAACUGGUCAAGGUUCUUCAGGUUCCAUUGUCGAACAUGUCCUUGCAAGACGACAUCGACGGCUUCUGGUUGCGAGUCAGAAGGGCGAGGGAAGCUGUAGGCAGAGCAGAGAAUGAAUUGCUCUUCUUGAAGGAACCGUCUUUGGGCGACCGAUUUAGAAAAUUGAUAGAUGAACUAAAGCGUUUAUUAUUCGAAGAGGCGUACACCGAGGAAAGCAUGAUACAAGCGACGUUGGCAGUCGAGGCAGCGCUCAGCGCGGCGGCUGAUCAUAAGGCAACCAGUGGAGAGGUGCCUGACAACCCUGGCAAUAGUAUCGCAGAUGACAACAAUGAGCACACCUUUGACCCAGAUUUGCACCUACGAGCGCUCUCUGACACGGUACGCUCUGCUUGGUUUACCGACAACUUGACUUUGCAGCUAUACAGAAACCCGAAUAUCAGCACGAGUGCCUACUACGCAGAAUCUCGAACACCAGUCCUCGAUUCUCCUAACGCCUGUUCAGAAACCCAAACGCCUUCCCCAAUCCCCCAGUCAAGCGUGCAAUCAUCCACAAGCCAAGCGGCAGCAACAAAGCCUCAAUUCCAAUAUACGCCCAUCAAAAAAUCGACCGCGUACCCCUCAUUCUCACGACUCCAUUAUCUUAACGCCCAGCAGCAGACCCUGGAUUCUAGUCUCACCUUGUCCAAAUGCCGACUGUCUGCCCCCCAAUUCUCACAGUCCGCUAUCCAGAGCCAGAACCCCAAGUCCCGCCCACGGAUCGGCGAUUAG